Prorocentrum cordatum is the source of this 1200-nucleotide messenger RNA. Lineage: Eukaryota; Dinophyceae; Prorocentrales; Prorocentraceae. The record is from the annotation of a GenBank genome assembly.
AUGCGGGAGGCGAAGCUGGAGCCCAACGUCAUUUACAACGCCGGGAUCAGCGCGUGCGGGAAUUGCAACCAGUGGCAGCGUGCUCUGGCGUUGCUCAGCGAGAUGCGGGAGACGAAGCUGGAGCCCAACGCCAUCAGCUACGGCACUGGGAUCAGCGCGUGCGAGGCCAGCGGGCAGUGGGCCAAUGCCCUGGAUUUGCUGGAGUCGAUGCUGGGAGCCCGCGUGGACCCUGCUGCUGAGAAUAGCCAAGACGAGUGCUGGUACGUGCACAACUUCGAGGCAGGUGGCCCCAAGGACGUUUUGAAACACAUCGUUCUUGUGGCGCUGCUGCAGCAAAUGGCGGCAGUUGCAGAUCCGUUCACCUUCAUUGACAUGCACGCUGCUUCUGGUGUUUACCACCUCCUCUCUGAGGAGGAGCCGUUCCGAUGCCGCUUUUUUGAGGAUGGCGUGCUCCGUCUGUCGCACCCCGACUCCUUCGGCGAGGGCGUGGUUGCAGACUACCUGGCGUCGGUGUGGAGGUGCAACCAGGCCUUGGGUGCCUCUCCAGACGAUCUGUGCCUCUACCCUGGGUCGCCUGCGCUGGCGUGGCAGUGGCUGCGGCCACAGGACAGCGCCCUCCUCUUCGAGGCCGCCGCCGAGCCUUACGAGGCCCUGAGGCGGAGCUUCGCCCUGCUCGACCCAGGGGCAGGUCUGUAUCACGCUGCUGCACGACGACUCCUACCUGCGGUGCAUUCUGGGGCCUUGGCCGGGUUCCAGCGGGCGGCAGCUGGUGCUCAUGGACCCGCCGUACGACUCCAGGUAGUCCCACGACACGUGGAACGUCUUCGUCCUCAGGCGCUUGCUCCAGACGUCGCCCUCCAGCUGCGUGGCCCUGUGGUACCCGCUGCCGGAGCGAGAGACGGGCGCCAGCCUGCACAGCAAGGUCCGGAGCGUCGUCGCGGGCCGCGUGCUCGUGGCGGAGAUGUGGUUCGAGAGCUCGGGACCGCGCGGAGGUGGUCUGCAGGGAUCGGGCGUGCUGGUCAUCAACCCGCCCUCCAGCGUCCACGCGCAGCUCCUUGCCGCGCUGCCAGGGGUCGGCGGGGCCCUGGGGGCCUCAGACUCCCGGGUGCUGUGGCUGUGAGGUCUCGUCGUCGUCGUCGUCGUUGCCCCGACACGUGGGAUGUGCUGUGCGGCCAGGCCCUGAUUUCCUGGCUCGGCUGA